This is a messenger RNA of Eucalyptus grandis, 1003 nucleotides long. RefSeq lists its product as uncharacterized. Lineage: Eukaryota; Viridiplantae; Streptophyta; Magnoliopsida; Myrtales; Myrtaceae. The transcript is spliced from 2 exons. The record is from RefSeq and is a predicted model, not a curated record. Bases 124 to 807 code for a protein of 227 amino acids.
GAAGUUGACGUCCUCACUCCACUCCGUCGCUUGAAAAAAAAAGAAAGAAGAAAAGCCCCACAAACACACGCUACACGCAUCUCCAGCCUCUGUUCCGUCCUCUCUCUCUCUAGCUCACCGACAAUGCCGGGGCUCCCGUGGCUCCUGCCGCUCUCCCUCCUCCUCCUCCUCCUCCUCCUCCUCUCCGUCUCCGCCGACGUCCAGAUUAAAGUAACCAAAAACCCUGGGGACGAGUUGGUGGAUGUAAUCAACAACAAUCGAACAGCAAGCAAAAGCUCUUCCCUCUAUGACAACCCCGGGCUAGCAUGCAUUGCUCUGCAGUACAUAAAGGCAUACCAAGGUGACUGUGCUGCUGUAGGAGGAGCCAAUGCUAAGAAACCUCCCGAGGCUGACUUCGUCGAGAUUUUUGCCCCCAAUUGUGGUGUCCAGACCUCGUCCCUUUCCCCUAUCACCGGUCGUUUACUUGGGUGCGAGACCAAGUAUGUGUCUCCCUCGAAAGCGUUUUCUGGAAUCUUGAUGCAGAAGGAAAAAAGCAUAGAAAUUGUCACUGACAAAAACCAUACUGAAGUGGGAGCUGCCGUCAGUGGCAGUAAUGGUGGAUCUCCUUACUUCUGGUGCGUCUUGUUCAGCAAUGGCACAUCCAACAGUAGCUUUGUUUUAGAGGGGGGCGUUGCCAAGAUUUCUGGAUCUGGAUGCUUUAGCGGCGCCAAUGACGAAUGCAGUAGCGCAUAUCCUUCCCAAGUUCGACACCUGUGGCCAUUUGUUGCCUCAGGUUUGGUUGCCCUGUGGUGUGUCUUUGCCCUAUAAUCAAGUCUCUAAGGCUGUUCCCCAUGUAAUUUUUGGCUCUGUAUUUGUCUACUCAAUUCCUUUGCCACUGUAAUUUGUUUUCUGUAUCUUGGUCAUCCUCCCCCUAAUUUAUUUAUUUUGUACUUAAUUCACUCUGAAGAGUUAGUCGUUUGCGCAAUCUACUCACACUGAAUACACAAUUUGGAGUUCUGUUUCA